Alnus glutinosa is the source of this 950-nucleotide messenger RNA. RefSeq lists its product as uncharacterized. The coding region runs from base 86 to 625 and encodes 179 amino acids. The transcript has a single exon. Lineage: Eukaryota; Viridiplantae; Streptophyta; Magnoliopsida; Fagales; Betulaceae. The record is from RefSeq and is a predicted model, not a curated record.
UUUUUUUGGAUAAGAUAUCUAGCAACAAGUACACACAAACAUAUACUGUGUAAUGAAAAGUUCAUAACAUAGCCAGGAAGCAGCCAUGAAAACCCUGAUCACUUGUUCCUCUGAACCAUUUCUCUACCUUUCAAAGCCUUCUCCAUGGAAGCCCAAAAGCCCAAACCUCCACCCGACAACCAUGCUAAACCUAAAACAGCCCACAAGCAUACUCAAACCACAUGCCAGUGGCAAAGGUUUUACAGGUACUGCUCCUGCCACCAUAAAAGGAACAAACACUAGCAAAAAUUCCAACAAAACCAGCAACAAUGACGAUGAAGAAAUCCCACAAGUCGUGUUCAACAGAAUUGCAGUGAGAGUCUUGGCUUUUGUGGUGGUGCCUAUGGCCCUCGGCUUAGCAUUUUUGCACAUUUUUGGUGUGAUUAAGGAGCAGCAUCUGUGGAAUGUGCCAUUAUGGCUCCCUUUGCUGACAACCUUUCUGACUUUCGGGGCAUCAACGAUGGGCAUUGCCUAUGGAGCACUGUCUACAAGUUGGGACGAAGAGAGGAAAGGUUCAAUUCUUGGAUUUGAAGAGGCUCAAAAGAAUUGGGUUGAGAUGUGGAGGGAGGAGGAUAUGGGCGCAUGAGGUGAUCUCACGUGCCACUCACGCGCUUUACCUUCCUUUCAAUUGUGAAAUACUAGCUAGAGGAAUGCUACUCUUCAGUCAUUUAAAAUACAUCAUAUUAGCCCAUAUGAAAUUAGUUUGAAGAAUAAGAUUACUCUGCUAGUAAUAUUUUCAAGUAGGACCUAUGCGUAGUCAAAAUCAAAGGUAAAUAUAAUUUGAUUUUUUUUUUUUUUUUCUUAUUUUUGGGGUGCUGUAUGAGUGGAUCUUUUUCUUCUCAGCGAUAAGUAUGGGACCAUAAGCUAUCUUGAAGCAAAGAUGUUGUUAAUGAAUGUCUUUCUUGAGUGCA